ACAUCUUCAAUGUGUGUAUUACACAAUCAAACAACAAAAGCAAGGCACUUGCUUUAAUUCAUCAAAACUGAGGAUUCAAAAUGAACUUUGCUAAUGUUAGCGUCAUUGCGGCAAUACUGACCUCCAUCUUGAUAUUAGGCGGGAGCUGUCAUAAAUCCUGUUCAAGGAAUGCCAGUCUCAUGAAGAGUAUUCAGUACCAGUUGAAACUUGUGGAAGCCAAUGAUGGAAAGUGUGACUGUUACCACAGUCCUUCAACUCCAAGUUUCGGAAAGGUUGGUUUUCUGGUAUAUAAUUCGAAAACACUGCAGAAUAUUGGUAACGGCGCUGUAGUUGUAUACGACACUGUUACUACCAACAUCGGAGGAGGAUAUGAUAAGUCGACUGGUGUCUUCACUGCAUCUGUAGAAGGUCUUUACUACUUUACCUGGACAGUUCUUACUCAAGCUGGCAAGACUUUCUAUACACAUUUAAUACUGAAUGACACGGUUGUAGCAAAGAAUCAUGCUGGAGCGUCUGGGAUGUCUACAUACAUGCCAUCUAGUCAAAGAGCUGUUUUACAAAUGAAGAAAAAUGACAAAGUAUCUAUCAGGAUUCAUAACGGAGGUUCAUUCAUGCACGGAGGUCAGUGGUCAACCUUUAGCGGCUUCAAAAUCUAAAUAAAAUGAAUUGACCAU
Mytilus californianus (California mussel) is the source of this 674-nucleotide messenger RNA. RefSeq names its product complement C1q-like protein 3. The record is from RefSeq and is a predicted model, not a curated record. Gene Ontology annotation, molecular function: protein binding. The transcript has 3 exons. NCBI's taxonomy places the organism in Eukaryota, Metazoa, Mollusca, Bivalvia, Mytilida, Mytilidae. The coding region runs from base 81 to 656 and encodes 191 amino acids.